CCCAUUUUACACCCGAUUAAUAUGUUCUAAACAAAUAAGUAAACUAGAUCAUAUCCUAAAAGUUGCAUGACCUAGUUUCGUAUUUGUUAGAGCAAAGGGAUACUUGGUCGGAAUAAGCAAAUGUUUUUGUUGUAGGGCGUUGAAAAAGCAUUCCCUUUGCUAUUCACCUGAGGGAGUUCACGAGCAUUCACGUGACUUGAGGUGGUGUUGGCAUAACACAGCAAGGAAACAAGGUAAAAAAUUACUUCCUUGUUCGAGUGACCUUAAAACAUAUAGAAACAUGCAGCUCGGUUUGAAAGGAAGUGAACCAAAACACAAGCCUAAAUGGUAGACUACCCCUAUAUCUCUUCUGCGUCGAAGCAGGAAAGUUUCGUGCACGGAAAUCAGUAACUAAGGCGGGAAGGAACUACGCACAAGUUUGAAGUGGUUUUCAGUAGUUAUACAGAUCUGUCUGUCUUCGGCUUUCGAUUCUCCUGAAGAAGACAUAGAAUUCGAUCAAGUCGCUGAAGUUUCUUUUGAUUCAGGGCAGCAACGAUAUACUUGGAUUAAUCCUCAGGUCGGUAUAAAGAUGGCAAACUAUCAAAUGUCAACAAUUAUGGACGCCUACAGGGAUAUUGCCUGGUCGUCAGAACAGCUGACUAUGCGGGAAUUCAUUGACAGGUACAGGGAGAACUUACCCCAGAUCAUCAUGGUUACGCAGGGUUUCUAUGGCAACUCCGAGGUCGAGACAUUUGCCGCUGAUCAGAUACUGCGCAUACACACAAUCUCGACCCAGCGCCGUGUAAUUGCUACGGACUCUAGAGGGCGCUACUUGAGCAUCCCGUGUGAUUUCCCACUCAAAUUUGAGGUACUCAACGACCAAGGGAAACCUGUCGGAAAAAGCCGCUUUUUCCGCGACAUAGUAGAAUGUUGCCGGAUGCCAGUAAAAGUGAGAUUUGCACCCGAAAUGGCCGGAAUAGACUUUCAGAUCGACUCCACAACAAAAUCAACAGACAGUUUUGGAGUCUUCGAAGUACGAGAAUUCUUUACCGAGAAAUAUUUCAAAGCUAAUACAAUAAAUGGAAGUGUUAUCCACUCGAAGAUUAUCGUCAUCCCUCUCUACGUCAAUAUUUCCAUUUGUGUGGCGACGGGCAUGGCCAACGGUGACCUUGACCUAUGGCACAACCUCCAGGCGGCGUACACGCGCGCGCUGAAGGGUAUCGACUUCAGUCAGGUGGAGGGAAAUAUAGACAUAACCAUGUACGAGGAUCGCGAAUUUCAAAGAGGUGCCGUGAAGGGAAGGGGCGACGACAAGCUGUACGAUUACAUAGAGCCGCGCCACUACGUCAAACUCAACUACAAACAAACCGGACCGGAUACGGAUAAAGGGUACACACUUAUCAGUCCGCCAGAGAAUGUAGUCCGCCACAUACAGCGAUCAAAACGGCCUCAAAACAACGUCGAGAUUCCAGUUAACGUGUACGAAUCGGUGGAAGAAAUUGAGGCCAGAGAAAGAAAAGAAGCCGAGGACGAAGAACCGCCCCCGGAAUUACCCGAGCAGCGACACCACCGGAAGCCUCCGCCUAUUCCGACGUCAGACGGCGGGCAGAAGAGUCCCACGAAAACAGCCGAGAGUUCCACGGAAAAGACCGAAGUGAAAAAAGGGCUAGCGGCCGAACUGGCUGCCAUACUGGCAGGAGGAUUAAAGCCGACCAAAAACAAACCUCUGGUAUCGCCGAAACCCGCGCAAAAACCGUCGACACCGCCAGUUUCAAAGCAAAGCAGUGUCAGCACGGUUGAGGAGACGAACCCUCGAUACGGACCCACUCCCACGCGCGAAGAUCGGGUGUACGAGGAACUCUCGGAGGGGCCACCCUAUGUGAACGACAUCCCCCGCGGGACGGUGAAGCCUUUCCAGCCCCCCGUCUCGAACUCAACUCCCCCCGUGGUUGACCUGCCAACUAAACCGCCGGUGGUCGAGUUGAAGAGAUCGGACUCACAACCGUUCAAAGACGAAAGCUCUUCCGACCCGGUCUACCAAAGCUUCGCGGAAAUUCCGCAUGACGUCACUUCCCUUUCAAUAGACGAAGUCGCCAGUUGUCUGAAGGUGUUGAAAAUGGACCAAUAUAUUCCUGCGUUCAGAGAUAACGAUAUUGACGGGACCCUUCUGGCGGCAUUGGAGGAAGACAUACUGCAGGACGAGUUUGACAUGAAGCCUUUUCACGCGCGGAAACUGAUGCAGUUUGUACGUGGAUGGAGGCCCCAAUAACAUAUUCAUGGUUUCUACUUUUAUGAGAAAUAUCACUGUCCCUCUGCCUCUAAAGGCGCUCGACACUUUUUGAAUGCAGCAGCCUAUCUCAGUGUGUAUAUUGGCGUCCUAAAUAACUAAUUCAGUCUACUUUCUUGAAAGUCAAAAGGGAACAGCAAAAUGGUAUACAAAAUAGGCAAGUGCUUCAAGCGUGCGACAAAUGAAAACCAAAACUUGGUAUAGAAAACCAUCACAUGGUCAGGGAAUGAAAACCAGAACCAACCACAACCUACUACGCACGCGUGUGCAAGUGUGCUUGUAUAUAUAUAUUUUUGAAAACCAUGUAGUGGAAAGAUGAACAUUAUCGGCUUUCCUGUUUCUUGAGGCAAUCGGCACCAUCGAUUCUACAUGUAGUAUUUUGAUUCUUCAGUAUUGGCAUUCGUCAUUAGGGAACAGCGCCCUAACAAAGUAUGACAAUUUGAACGUUUUUCAAAAUACCUUUUAAAGCUCUGAAAGACGACAUUCGCUAACAAAACACUUAUUAUUUACCCAGGACUACCGUUCCUGUCACACUGGCAACUGUGCAAAUCUCUCAAGGCAGUCUAUACCUCGUGUAUAGAAUGUUCGAGAUUAAACCCAAGAUGUAGGUAAUUUUGAGCUUUGUUUUUGACGCAGGUAGCAAGAUUUUGAUAUCCAUGGAUAAUUUAUGCCCUUGAAAGUGUAAUAACGGCCAUUGUGCCACGGUAUAUUUAAUCACACAAUUUAUUUACCCCUGAAGAGUUUAUAUACAUGUACGCCAAGUUUUGAACGCUACCUGUAUGCUUUAAGAGAAAAUGCGCAUAGUUGGGAUUUUGCUUGGCUGGCAACGAUCUGAUGCCUUAAGCUUGUGGCUCAAUUUCGAGCGCUUUGUGGUUGAUUGUCAUUUUCUUUACGGUGGAUUUAAUUUCAGAAAUAGUUUUAAAUCGUGCAUAUAAUUUGCUGUGGUACGGCAUUUUGCUCCUGACUGUAACUUCCACGCGGCCAUGAUGAUCAUGUUUCAAAACUGCUUGAGGUUAUCAAUCGACAUUUGUCCCGUGUAUUCAAGAAAUCAGAGUCUCUCUCAGACUGACUGUAGUGUUUAAGGGGUUCUUCGUCCGAUUUUGAAAAAACAAAAAAGAUAUGGAAUUCUGGCAUUGCCUACAGCUGUACAUAGUGGGUAAUAUUUGGGCAACUAUUUCACAUCAGUUUUAAAUAUUAUUGAUAACUGGUCACAAUGGAGGGUACCGUAAUAUAAAACAUCAAAAAUAAUGCGGCAAGUCAGGCUUACUUAUUACGCGGCAAAGAAAUAUUACACGGCAUGUAAUAUGCGCCACUGUCUUGACUCAUUGAGUCACUUUUUGAGGGAUGAGCCGCACACUUGAAAGUAACGGCCAUUCCAACAUUACAGCGUCUCAAGGUAGAAUCACUGUUAUACCUGUAGCCCUAAUAUCUGAUGAGUUUGCCUGACGCGUUUAGAUGCGCCGUUGCCUUGAAAAUGACUAUUGUUACUCUGGGAUUGGAAUCUUAUCUGACAAAGGCUGAAACGGCCCUUUAUUAGGUCAUCAGAGACUAUCUAAAGACAAUAAGAGAACCGAAGGCGACGAAAUAUUCAGGUUCGGUCAUUUAAACAAACAAAUAGUUGAUUAUGUUUAUGUUAAUUUUGUCGUGACUCUAAAAUUGUUGAUCAGGACACCAAUUUAUACCAAAUCAAGUUGUAAAUAGAAUGAUCUCAUUAAACAUUCCAGAUACAAACGACAAUGUAUUUUUCCUUUUUCUUUUUUUUGCAUUAAAAUGUUACCUUAUACAAACCACUGUCGUGCAAAUAUAUUGUUAAAAUAUAUGCUUCUUUUUCUCUUCUUUUUCUUUACUUUCUCCCUUUUUUUUUGACAAUUCCACGGGAUAAUCCAAUAAUCACCUUAUAUUUUUUUCCACUCGAUCUGCUAAUGUUGAUGAAAUAGGAAAUUGUCGAUAAUAAUUCUUUCCAACGCAAUUCUAAAUUGAAUGACAACCUAGCGAAAAUAAUCUCGAAACCAUCUUACAGACAUCAAAGCAUUGCAGUAAAGUUGGAAAGUUUUUGUUAUUCUGAAGUUAUGUCAAUAC
This is a messenger RNA of Lingula anatina, 4345 nucleotides long. RefSeq lists its product as uncharacterized. NCBI's taxonomy places the organism in Eukaryota, Metazoa, Brachiopoda, Lingulata, Lingulida, Lingulidae. Gene Ontology annotation, molecular function: protein binding. The record is from RefSeq and is a predicted model, not a curated record.